AUGGCACAAAACACACCUGUCGAAUGCACGGGUGUUCGCCCCGUGAACACGACCACCGCCGACCCUAUCGGGACCUUAGUGCCACCUCUUCUCCGCCUACCUCGCGAACUCCGCGACCUUAUCUAUGAGGAGUAUGUUCGCGUGGACGGAGGAUACAUCUACAACCCUGAAACAAACAAACUUGCGAACGCAGAUGGUUCCUCAAUAGAUUUGUCGUUAGGCCUCGUCUGUCGACAGCUCGCGACAGAAUUCCAGGGCCUUGCUUUGAAGGUGAAUACUCUCACGUUCGAGACAUGCUUUUCAGAGGCUUCACGAGAAGACGCAGGAAUGUACCACACCAUGAUUAAGCAGAUUGCGUGGCGUAAGACGGAGGUGGUGAAGACGUUCGCUCCGCAACUCUUUACACCCAUCAUGGCCAAAGCGGUGGCGGAUAUCUAUCCACGCCUCUCGCCACUUGUGGAGGGCUGGAGUACAAGAUCUGAACCUGAACUAGAGGUCUUGGCGACACAGGAGAAAUACUGCGGCGAGGCUCCUUCGAUUUGGCGCGACUGUAUCAAUACUGUCCUGAGUCAGAUCUCAGAACAUCCGGACUUCGAUGUGACCGUACAGGAGGAAGGCAAGGCCAGUCGACGGUAUUGGAUCCCGGACAAUGCUGACCGAAUGUCCAAACUCGUCGACGUAAAUCCAGCACCCUGGCAUAUACCCAACAGAAAGGAACGCGAUCAGCUAGCAAUUGUCACCGGGGUUGAACCAGAAUAUCCGUGGUACAAACAACGAACGAAGUACACCUAUUCCGCAGCUUCGUUAGCGCUUCAAUUUCUCAGGUCACUUCCUGACUCAGCGCUUAUGGCUAUUCGUAACAUCAUUCUGGCGGAGAAUCAUGAAACUGUGACACACCCGGAGUGCCACGGUCGAGGCUUUGUCGAGAUAUGUCGGCAAUACCCCAAAAUCCGCAUUCAACGCUUCGCCAGUAUAUGGAUGACGGAAGUACUGGUUUUACCCCUCCUCGGGAUGCCGCCGGGCUGCUUCACACUAAUCCUUGACGGCAAUCCCACACCUGAUUACAUGACCCAAAUCUUCAAAGUCGUGCAGCGAGACGUGGCUUUCCAGGCAGCACUCGACAUCGCAUACGCUACUGGCUCCUUGCCGUCACCGACAUGGAUUGAUCGGAGGCUUCGUACUGGAUACACAUUCGACGUUCUGCCGGGCUUCAUCCAAACGCUCUCGACAGACAGCCCGCUCGUACGCUGCAACUUUGAUCCCGGCCAACCUCACGACGCCAACAAACUCCUGGACGAACACCGGGGGUGGACACUUCAGGACUGGGAAAAGUCGUGGGACACGCAUUCCCCACGCAGGUUCCAAACUGAGGCUCCGCUACCUCCAUGGCAUGAGUUGCGAUGGCAGUAUGUGAUAGUAUAA
Alternaria conjuncta is the source of this 1422-nucleotide messenger RNA. RefSeq lists its product as uncharacterized. The record is from RefSeq and is a predicted model, not a curated record. Lineage: Eukaryota; Fungi; Ascomycota; Dothideomycetes; Pleosporales; Pleosporaceae. Bases 1 to 1422 code for a protein of 473 amino acids. The transcript has 2 exons.